Molecule: messenger RNA, 1053 nt
Organism: Lodderomyces pseudojiufengensis
Lineage: Eukaryota; Fungi; Ascomycota; Pichiomycetes; Serinales; Debaryomycetaceae
Exons: 1
Coding region: 1-1053 (350 amino acids)
Biological process (GO): Golgi organization; Golgi to plasma membrane protein transport; retrograde vesicle-mediated transport, Golgi to endoplasmic reticulum
Cellular component (GO): trans-Golgi network; Golgi cisterna; cytosol
Molecular function (GO): phosphatidylinositol-4-phosphate binding
Source: RefSeq, a predicted model, not a curated record
AUGUCUUCCACCUCGGGAUUACAAAGACGUCGUGGUGCAAAACAAUCAACGGUGAAAUCAAAUAAUUCUAAUUCAUUUGACGAUGAAAGAGACUACAGUAACAAUUCUACUUCAGCUUCAAAUAUACAAAAUAACGAUUCAGAUCAUAAAAUAGGUUAUGACGAUAGGGAUAUAAAAGACCAUAGAGAGUUGAAACAACCAUUAUUGACAUUAAUGGAAGAAGUUCUUUUAAUUGGUUUAAAAGACAAAGAGGGCUAUCUAUCGUUUUGGAAUGAUAACAUUUCAUAUGCUUUAAGAGGUUGUAUAUUAUUAGAAUUAACGUUUAGAAAUAGAAUAACUUUGGUCAAUGACCCAGCUAGAAGAAGAUUCGAACCAAGUGAUAGGUUAGUUGAAGUCAUAAAUACAGAACCAACUGGAGAGGUUUUGUUAGAUGAAGCGUUAAAAAUUAUGAAAAGUGAUGAAUCAAAUCUAUCAGUAACAAAUUGGAUUGAUUUAUUAAGUGGAGAAACUUGGAAUUUGAUGAAAAUUAAUUAUCAAUUAAAACAAGUUAGAGAAAGGUUGGCUAAGGGAUUAGUUGACAAAGGCAUUUUAAGAACGGAGAGGAAAAAUUUCUUUUUAUUUGACAUGGCAACUCAUCCAAUAGCAGAUAAAUUGUCAAAAGAAUAUAUAAAAAAUCGAUUAUUGGCAUUAUUAAUACAGAGAAAUGUUGACUUGGAUACCAUUUCAAAUGACCAAUUCCCAAAAGAUGUUUCAUUCAAGUAUUUAAGAUCAAUUUCAUUAGUCAGUGGGUCUUAUGCUGCAAAUGUUUUAGAAAACGUUUUAUUAUCAUUAAACUAUGACAAAAGAGAUCAAGCAUUUGCUAGAGCAGACGAAAUUUUAGCUGAUUACAGUGAGUUUCCUUUUAAUUUAUCACAUCAAAGUCCUUUAGGUCUAGGGCUAAAUUUGGGUCAGCAAGUUAGUUCCGAAAUUGAAGAGUCAUCAGCAAGUGAAUUACAAUUGGAAUUAAUAGCUGCUGUUUUGAGCGUGUUUGCUAGAAUGGAUUCUAUUCUUUAG